CCCACAAUGCAUUGUGUUUUUCAACAUGGCGUCUCACAUAACCGCUUGACUUCUGCCUACAAGACCAAAACAAAGCUAAAAAGGUGAAUAAGUCAGUGUAGCGUGGUUGACUAAUUAUAUUACAGACAGGAUAAUGAAACUGUUGCUGACAGUAUUAAAACGAAUUCACAAACCAGCCGUUUACACCAGGCACCAGCGCCGUCUUAGCUCCCGUGCCAGCAGCGGCCUGUUACCUCUCCAAGAUGAGGCUGUCAUCGUCGGGUCAAGCCCGGAGCUUGUGCAGAGACUCUGCUCACAGGUGGCGGUGAGGACGGUGUUCAUCACUGAGGAAGAGGAGGGGGCUCUUCUACAAGAGCUGGAGCCAGGCCUGAAGAAGAAACGCUACGAAUUCGACCAUUGGGACAAUGCUAUUCACGGGUACCGAGAGACUGAGCGUGCGAGGUGGGGGGCAACGUGUGAGGAGGUCUUGAAUCGUGUUCGAUCUGUAGCGUUUCCUCAGGGUAGUCCACUCCUCGGGCCUGUGCACAUUCUAGAUCUGGACAAGACUGGCUACAUCAAGCCUCACAUUGACAGUGUCAAGUUCUGUGGUAGCACUAUUGCUGGGUUGAGUCUCCUGUCAGACAGUAUCAUGCGCUUGGUGAAGGAGGAUGAUGCCAACGAAUGGCUGGACCUGCUGCUGCCCCGACGCUCCCUCUACAUACUGAGGGACCAGGCCAGAUUUAACUUCACUCACCAGAUCCUGAAAGACGAGGAGUCUGUGUUCAGUGGACAGAGGGUGCCUCGGCUGCGUCGUAUCUCCGUCAUCUGUCGGAACCUUCCUGGCUAACACCCACUUCCACUCAGCUUGGAUAUGAACAGAACAUAACCUGGAUUUAGAGGAUUGUGUCAACGAUCUCAAUUAAGAUAUAAAAGCCGAUAUCCCAAAUAACCAAUGUUUUUGUUUGGUUAAUAUAUUGUUAUUAUAUACAUCUAUGGUGAAGUGUCAUCUUAAAAUAUUUGUAUAUACAUUUGUUGGUUCAACAUUAAAAGGCAGGUUGGGUCCUUUGAUGCUGAA
Molecule: messenger RNA, 1054 nt
Organism: Cottoperca gobio
Lineage: Eukaryota; Metazoa; Chordata; Actinopteri; Perciformes; Bovichtidae
Gene: alkbh7
Product: alkB homolog 7
Exons: 5
Coding region: 134-826 (230 amino acids)
Biological process (GO): DNA damage response; fatty acid metabolic process
Cellular component (GO): mitochondrial matrix
Source: RefSeq, a predicted model, not a curated record